AUGGGGGGUGAGGACUUGCGCUGGGAGUUCCACCUCGACAUGGAGCGCUUGGAGGCGCAGGUGCAGUCCUCGCUGCAGGGCCUGGUGCUUGGCCUUGAGGCCUGCGCGGCGCGGCUGCGGCGGCUCUACGUGGACUUCGACUGCCUGGACGACGGAGAAGCCGAAGGGCUCUUUGGCUCCGAGGGGAGGCUCAAGGAAGAGCUGCAGGAGAUUGAGGACGUGCAGCAGGAUGGCUUGGAGCUGAGGAAGCGCACUGCCGGGUGGCAGCGCGGCGCCCCCCGAGCCUUGCGCCACGUCAUGGGCCUGGAAGCCUUGGCCGACUUCCUGGGCGAGGCGGUGCCAGAGAUGGACCACCUCGUGGCCGCCUGCGGGAACUGCGCGGCCCGGCGCCGGGCCGCCGUGGCCCGCGCCAAGGCAGCCAUCGAGGCGAACGACGCGGAAGAGCGCGCCAGUGCCGUGGGCCUCGUGCAGGAAGCCCUUUCUCCCCCAAGCCGGGUGGAUUUCCCGCGGAUCACGGAGAUCUGCCAGCGGGUGGCUGACCGGCCGGACGAGGCAGAGCAGAGCGCCGCGUUGCUGUGGGCGGCCUUCGCCUCUGAUGAGGACAAUGCCGAGGUGCCUCGAAGGCAGCUCAAGGCGCUGACCAUAGCCCACGAGUUGCUCUACGACGAACGAGUGCUGAAAGCUUUUGCCAAGCACGACACCGAGGCCUUGCGAGGCCUAGAGGCUUCUCGCCCCACCUCCCUUGGAGCACCUGCGGAGGAGAGGCCAUGCGCAUGCUUGCGGCGGAGGUGCGGCGCCGGGUGGAGGAGAGGCACGAGAGCGCACCAGCAGGCGCCGGGCCACUUGGAGUUUCUCCGUGCGAGGAGAAGGUGA
Effrenium voratum is the source of this 873-nucleotide messenger RNA. The record is from the annotation of a GenBank genome assembly. Lineage: Eukaryota; Dinophyceae; Suessiales; Symbiodiniaceae.